This is a messenger RNA of Contarinia nasturtii (swede midge), 1519 nucleotides long. RefSeq names its product facilitated trehalose transporter Tret1-like. Gene Ontology annotation, molecular function: sugar transmembrane transporter activity. Lineage: Eukaryota; Metazoa; Arthropoda; Insecta; Diptera; Cecidomyiidae. Gene Ontology annotation, biological process: carbohydrate transport; transmembrane transport. Gene Ontology annotation, cellular component: membrane. The record is from RefSeq and is a predicted model, not a curated record. The transcript is spliced from 7 exons. Bases 108 to 1430 code for a protein of 440 amino acids.
AAACGUUAUGGUGAAGAUUUGAAGUUUAAAAAAAAAGAAAUGUUUGAAAUGGUGCCUAAACAAAGUGUAAAAUAUCAAUAUUUGGCUACGGUAUAAAUAUAUUACUAAUGGGCUAUGGUGUAGUGUGUGGCUGGUCAAGUCCAAAUAUUGUGCUAUUGACAUCAGACGAAUCUCCGCUAUCAUCGGGUAAAAUCACAAUGAAUGAAGCAUCAUGGUCGGCUUCGCUUAUUUGUAUCGGUGGUUUGGUUGGAAAUAUAUGCUUUGGAUUUAUUACCAAUCGAUUUGGUCGCAAAAAUCCUUUAAUAUUCAUUACAAUUCCAGUGAUUAUCAGUUGGCUACUAAUUUUAUAUGCACAAAAUUUUUAUUAUUUGGCCGCAGCUCGGUUAUUGAAUGGAUUUACGGGUGGAGCCAUUUACACGAUCGUUCCUCCUUUCUUAUCAGAAAUCGCAAUUGAUCGAGUUCGGGGGCUCUUGGGUUCAACUUUGGUUUUGAGCUGCAAUAUCGGAAUCUUACUAGCAUUCGUCUUUGGAAAUUAUUUUGAUUUUUACAUGACACCAAAGUUUGUCAUUGCAUCGACAAUAUUGUGUGCCGUUUUAUUGUGCUUUUUCCCCGAAAGUCCGUCGUUUCUCAUGAAACAAAACAGAAUAUCAGAAGCUGAGAGAUCGAUUCGUUUUUAUCAAAAUUUAAAAAAAGACGCCGAUUAUGAAGUGCUUCAGUCGGAAAUGAAUAAAUUGAAAAAUUCACUGCAAGGAGACAGCACGAAAAAAUCCGUUUCGAUAAAAUGGUGUGAUUUAACAAGUGGAGCCGGUAGAAAAGCCAUGACAAUUGGCAUCGUUUUGGCUGCAUUAAAUCAACUCUGCGGUUGCUUUGCCAUGUUACAAUACACUGCUAAUAUUUUCAAAGAGGCUGGUUCUGCUAUGUCCCCAAAUAUGUCGGCAAUUGUUGUUGGCGUGAUACAGCUUAUUGGAUCUUAUGUGACAACAGCUCUUGUUGAUCGAACUGGGAGAAAGUUUUUGUUUGCAGUGUCAACUAUUGGAAUUGCUUUUGGAUUAAUUACUCUCGGAGUGUAUAUGAUGUUGAAAACAUCGGGCCACGAAGUUGAAACAUUCAGUUGGAUUCCGAUUGUUAGCUUUUCAUUCGUAAUAUUUAUAGCAAGUUGGGCGGUAUUAACUCUGCCUUUCUUGGUUAUCUCCGAAAUUAUGCCGGAAAAGUUGAAAGAUUUCGGCAUGUCAUUUUGCAUGGCAAUUUUAUGGUCCACUUCAUUUGCCAUCAUAAAAUAUUUACCGUUUCUCAACAAUGCGCUCGGUUUUCAUGGAACUUUGUUCGUAUUUGCUAGUGUUUGUCUAUCAUGUGCAAUUUUUAUUAUCUUAUACAUGCCAGAAACAAAAGGCAAAAGCUACGAAGAAAUACAGAAAACUCUUCGCAAAUGAGCCUUGCAUUUUUUUCAUGAAAAUAUUUGUUUCUUUGAAUAAACCAUAAAUUAAGUCUUUAAAUCCGCUGGAAUGAGCUGGAAAAUUUA